AUGCUCAGCAACGUUCAACCUACCAAUCUGAUCGAAAUCGACGAUUCAGACUCAGAGAUAGAAGUCAUCACUCAUAUCUCUCAGUCCUCCUCAAGCUCUAAUAUCUUCGAAUCAAGUCGACCCAAACGAAAAAGGGAUGACAAUGCAUAUGACGAUGCUCGUUUGAGAAAACAUACGAGGGAGUUCUCGAUCUCUAUUGACGAGAGACGCUCGAACAUACCACAAAAGCACAGAAAGACAGCUAAGGCCUUCUAUUCAUUUAGCCCAUCAACACUUCCUCUUCAACACCAAGAUAAUCACCCUCUUCGCAGAUCUCGGUAUAAAUCUCAGCCGUCUGCAAAGAAGGGUACAUCUACUCUUAUUUGGAUCAAGGGAGAACCGCAACCAUCUGCACGGUCGUCCUUCAAGGUGAACGCAGUAAAAGAGCCAUGUACCAAGAUAUUUAGGACAGGUUUCGAGUACAAUGGCGUCGAAUUUAAAGUCAAUGAUGCCAUUCUUAUAUCUACCGGUACUCCAUUUCACGGGCUCAUUCGUUCUAUAUUUACUGUCAAAUUUGAAGACGCAACAAUCCACGACCGACACUUUGUUCAUGUUCAUCGCCUGAAGACCUCUGUUUCCGCCAAUUCGCCAGGAUGUAGAAGGGGCAAACUCUUCUUAGAGCAUGGGCAGUGUCAAGAUGUCUCGAUCAAGCAGGUAAUAAAGGGUAGCAAAUUGGACUUUGAGCGUAUUGGUGGAACAUCGGGUGCAGCCCGAGGCAAUGCGAAACACUUUUGCCAAUUCGUGGACCAGCCAACUCAUUCCACCAUUCGAGAACCCUCACUUGCAGAAGCUCAACACGGGUGCGAUUCGUGCGAGUCUCGGCAUGAAAGGGACAAAUACAACAAACCUUGCCUGUCGAAUGGUGUUCUCCAGUUUGGCGACAAAACCUUUCACUCUCGUGACUUCGUCUUUAUCGAUCCCAAAAUUCGUGGGACAGCUUACAUCAUUGGUCAAAUUCAGGAGUGGACGCAGAAUGCUCACGGAACAUUAGUGACCGUAAGGAUAUUAAAGAGGCAUCAAGAGGUCGUUCAAAAUGAUUCUGCUGGAUUUGUUUCCAGUCGUCGACUUGUCGCAACCGACCAGACUGACAUGUAUCCUGGAAAGCUCCUUAUGGGUAAAGCUUUCGUCAUGCCUUCAGAAGACGACGGUCAAGAUCUCGACAAGAGUAAUUCCUUUUGGUGUUCCGAACGGGUAAUCAAUGAUGGUUCACGAAACCGCAUCGUUCCCUUGAAAAAGCCUUUACCGAAUUGCGGGACUUGUCUCGAUGUUGAGCGCAAAGUACAACAAGAAUUUUCGGAUUACUUGGAUGUCUCACGCUUUCCAGCUGCCGAUUACUAUUCUGGUGCUGGCGGAUUCCUCCUUCCCGGUUUGAGUAUGUUCAAAUGGAUUUCUGCGAUCGAUUACGAUGAAGCAGCUUGUCAAACCCUACAUGAACUGAGGAAAAGGUCUCGAAGCUUGAACGUUCACCAUGCCAAGGUAUCUGACAAAAUUGAGUACACAACGGCUCGACACACGGAAGAUAAAUUAAACUCCAGAUGCCUUCCUGAACCUGGCAGUGUCUUUAUCAUGACUGGAGGUCCUCCUUGUCAAGGCCAUUCGAGAGUCAACCAUGCGAACAAUCCUUCGCCCGUGAAGCAGAGGGACCCAAGAAAUGACGAGCUGCACGUAAUGCUAGCAGAAGCAUCUCGACUUAGACCCUAUGUCAUCCUCAUCGAGAACGUGUCUGCUUUCAAGGAUGACAAGUUUAAUGAAGGUGGCGAGAAUGGGGAAGAAAACUAUGGCCGAAAAGCUAUGCAGGAAUUGGCUGAAUUAGGGUAUUCUUGUCGACUAGGAAUUAUUGACUCCCGAUCAUAUGGGACACCUCAAAACAGAUUAAGAUGUUUUAUUCUAGCUGUCAGAGCCGGGCUUCCCCUUCCUGACUUCCCGGCGCCCAGUCACUCAAACCCGAAGGUGACUGCAACCAUCUUCAAGGGUGCCGCCAAUGUUGGACAAGUGAUGCCGUUUUACAUUGGCGCACGAAAUACUCCAGGAACUGGUCCUCAUCCUGCUGUCACCAUUCACGAUGCUAUUUCUGAUCUCCCUGCCUUCAGCUAUCUCCUACCAUCGAGCAUCUCCAGGCCCAUUCGACGACGAGCUAUCCCGGUAUUUAACGGAGCUCGUCACGCACAGCUGGGUAACAGCACCAAGGUUGGCUUCACCAGCCCAAGCCCAUAUGCUUGCGAUCCACGCAACGAAUAUCAACGGGAAAAGCGAGAAGGAGUGCAGGCCCUCAAGGACCAUUACACGUCCUACGUCACAGACGGGGCAGCAGCCAUUCUCUUCUCCAAGUCCGAUCAACCCAAUCCUCGAGGCUGCGAACGACGAGCAACAUUCUCGGAAGGCUUUUCAACCUUGCUCACGAACUCGUCUCCGGGUCAAAAGGGGACAGCAGUGAUUCACCCCUCGCAGGAUCGAAAAUUCACCAUCGCCGAGAGGAAGCGGGCGAUGGGCUGGCCAGACUGGCAUAAACUUGCUGGAACCCCGAUCGAUCAAGACCGACUUACCGGCAACGGCGUCUGUUUUGAGUCAGUGCAGGCGAUGUACACUGAAAUCAUCAAGACGACCAUCGUCCCCUGGUGGGUUCAAGCUGGUCGGCCGGUCGAGAAUGUCUACGAAAAGUUCAAGAACGAUUAUCCUUGA
This is a messenger RNA of Kwoniella shivajii, 2718 nucleotides long. RefSeq lists its product as uncharacterized. Gene Ontology annotation, molecular function: DNA (cytosine-5-)-methyltransferase activity; DNA binding; chromatin binding. The record is from RefSeq and is a predicted model, not a curated record. Bases 1 to 2718 code for a protein of 905 amino acids. NCBI's taxonomy places the organism in Eukaryota, Fungi, Basidiomycota, Tremellomycetes, Tremellales, Cryptococcaceae. The transcript has 14 exons. Gene Ontology annotation, cellular component: nucleus. Gene Ontology annotation, biological process: negative regulation of gene expression via chromosomal CpG island methylation.